Heterostelium album PN500 is the source of this 855-nucleotide messenger RNA. Its product is annotated as Mth938-like domain-containing protein. The record is from RefSeq and is a predicted model, not a curated record. Gene Ontology annotation, biological process: mitochondrial respiratory chain complex I assembly. NCBI's taxonomy places the organism in Eukaryota, Evosea, Eumycetozoa, Acytosteliales, Acytosteliaceae. Gene Ontology annotation, cellular component: mitochondrial inner membrane. The coding region runs from base 1 to 855 and encodes 284 amino acids. The transcript has a single exon.
AUGUUAAGAUUUAAGAAUACCUAUAAUAUAUUUAAAAAUAUUCAAUCCAAGUCAUAUAAUAAUAAUAAUGGAAGUUUAAAAAUAUCUUUAUUUAGUAAAUCAAUAUUACUAUCUUCAUCAUCAAACUAUAAUAAUAAUAAUAAUAAUAACAAUAGAUAUAUAAAAAGAUGUUAUACGAGUACGAAACAAUUGGAUAGUAAUAAUCUAUUCGAUAGAGGUGGUGGUGGUACUGAUAUUAUUACGAUCGAUGGCUACAGUCAACAAGGAUUCUCUGUGAACUCGGUUUUGAUACCUGGCUCGGUGGUUGCGAUUCCCAAUCUUUGUUUGCUGUGGGAUGUUCACGAGCCCGCAGAGAUCACCGUCGAGAGUAUGGCGGCACUGGCUAUUGUCGAUCCACCCAUCGAGUUUGUCAUUGUCGGAACGGGUGAAGCGCGUGUCCCACUCGAUGCGGAGCUACUCGACCAACUGAAACGACGCUAUCAUAUCAACAUCGAGGUGAUGUCCACCGUCAAUGCACUCGGAACCUACAAUAUCUUGGCAGAGGAAGGUAGACGUGUCGCUGCUUUUCUCAUUUGCAACGAGGCGUGUCGCGAAGCUAAAGAUCCAUAUUAUGUAUCGAAACGUGAUUACAAACCACUUACCAAUGAAAAUACACUUGCCGGUAAACAACAAUCAUCAACAUCAACAACAACAACAUCUUCCAAACAAAAGAAAUACGACUACAGCGAUAAUCAUAGUCAACCAUUCGAACGAGAAUACAGAGCUACCAAGAACAAAGAAGAACCUGUACCACAACAACUUUCAUUCUCUGAUAAACUAUUGAUUUGGAUUGCCGAAAGAUUCAGGAAGAAAUAA